AUGAAGUUGUGCCGACUUUUAUCGUUAGCCUUCUUUUUGAGCGUCGGUUUGGCAGCUACAGCAGCUGAUUGGAGAGGAAAGGCGAUCUACCAAGUCUUUACCGAUAGAUUCUCUCUCACAAAUGCAUAUUCAGCUGAUGCAUGUGAUGUGACGAAAAAUGAGUACUGCGGGGGAACAUGGAAGGGGAUCCAAAGCAGGCUAGAUUACAUCCAAGGAAUGGGAUUCACUGCUAUCUGGAUAUCUCCGGUCACAUUACAAGUUCCUGGUGGAUACCACGGAUAUUAUCAAACGGAUCUAUAUCGCCUCAAUGAUCACUUCGGGACAGCUGAUGAUCUCAAAUCCCUUGCGUCUGACCUCAAAUCUAGAGGCAUGUAUCUCAUGGUCGAUGUAGUUCCCAAUCAUAUGGGGUGGCCGGGAUGUCCCGACACGGUCGACUAUUCGCAACUCCAUCCCUUCAGCGAUGCUUCGUGUUACCAUUCCUACUGCCCGCUGCUCAACUACGACAACCAGACUGAAACAGAAGUCUGCUGGCUAGGUGACUGUAACACAGAGAUGCCCGACCUCAAGACCGAAGACUCAACAGUUGCAACUGGUAUGCAAGAUUGGAUCAAGUCACUGGUCAGCAACUACAGUAUAGAUGGUCUCCGCAUGGACUCUGCCAAAAGCGUGAACAAGGGCUUCUUCCCAGGAUUCUGCGCUGCUGCCGGUGUCUUUUGCAUGGGUGAGGUCGCAGACGGAAGAGCAACCUACGCUUACGCAUACCAAGAUUACAUGGAUAGUAUACUCGACUACCCAUUGUACUUUGCCAUCAAUCGCACAUUCCAACAACAAUCCGACAUGUCUGAUCUGACAUACAACCUUGAGCUCAGCAAAAACGGUGGAAGCACAGGCUCAAAGGACAACACUUUGCUUGGAACAUUCAUCGAGAACCACGAUAACCCAAGAUUCCCUUGGUCUACGGACGACAUGAGUCUCGUCAAGAAUGCCAUCGCUUUCACAAUCCUGAGUGAUGGGAUUCCAAUCAUCUACCAAGGGCAGGAACAGCAUCUGGCUGGAGCUGAUGACCCUGGAUGCCGAGAGGCCAUCUGGCCAACUGGGUACAACACUUCUACGCCCCUGUACGGGCAUAUCGCGUACCUCAACCAGAUGCGGAACUUCGCCCAAAGUCAAUCGUCGUCUUACUUAACAUACAAGAAUUGGGUCACCAAUUAUACGACUGAUACCAUCAUGAUGCGGAACGACAUUGUACGCACUAUUCUGACGAACCAGGGCGAAUCCGGUGGCAGUUACUCCCUCACAACCGAGGGGAUGGGUUUUGAAAGUGGGGAAACAGUAGUUGAGGUGUUCACUUGUGACAAGUCAACCGCCAAUUCGGACGGUGAAGUAAACAUCCGGAUGAACGGAGGGCUGCCACGCGUGCUGUUCCCCGAGAGUUCACUGACAGGCUUUGGGAUGUGUGGGUACUAG
Messenger RNA from Mytilinidion resinicola, 1467 nucleotides. RefSeq names its product alpha-amylase. The record is from RefSeq and is a predicted model, not a curated record. Gene Ontology annotation, molecular function: calcium ion binding; alpha-amylase activity. Gene Ontology annotation, biological process: carbohydrate catabolic process. Bases 1 to 1467 code for a protein of 488 amino acids. The transcript has 4 exons. Lineage: Eukaryota; Fungi; Ascomycota; Dothideomycetes; Mytilinidiales; Mytilinidiaceae.